This is a messenger RNA of Nasonia vitripennis (jewel wasp), 5449 nucleotides long. Its product is annotated as neural cell adhesion molecule 2. Gene Ontology annotation, biological process: synapse organization. NCBI's taxonomy places the organism in Eukaryota, Metazoa, Arthropoda, Insecta, Hymenoptera, Pteromalidae. Gene Ontology annotation, cellular component: neuron projection membrane. Bases 1012 to 1860 code for a protein of 282 amino acids. The transcript has 9 exons. The record is from RefSeq and is a predicted model, not a curated record.
UUAGUCUCUCUUGAGCAGUACGCCGCGGCGCAUGUGGGGCCGAAGCGAGCGCGCCGCACCAAAUCACGGUGCCGCAUAGUAUCGCGUAGACUUCUAUACCGAGCAGAGCGCACACCGCGCGCCACGUUCAAAACAGCGCCGCUCCCGCACGCGCGUUCCACCUGGUGCUAAUCUCGAAGUUAAUACGCACUGCGAUCUUUCUCGUACAAGACAUACGCGAGUGUGCGAGGAUCGGCCUGUAUACAAGUGCGAGUGUCAAUCAAGUGUGUGCGUGUAUAAGGAUUCCAGUCGUGUCUCACCGAUGCUGUUCCCCGAACUCUCGAAGCUGGCCAGCCCAGUAAGUUCGACUCGAAGGGAUAUCCACGAAUAACUGUCUCCGGAACGUAUAUAGUAGCAGUGCGUGUGCGGAAUCGAGCAGGAGCUUAUAAAUUUGUGCCAUCGUCGCGGAGAGUCGAGAGUUAUCAUAGGCGGAGAAAGUUUGGAUCGCGACAAGUUUGCCCGGCACACGCGGAGGCUUGCUACUACUGCUGCUGCAUUGACGUUUUGACGUAUCGCGCGCACAUCGUCAAAGUGUAUGCGCUCGGUAUUUAGGACACGCGGGAGAUGCCGAGGCUCCGAGCGAAGCAGCUUCAAAGACGCUGCCAGCAGCAGUGCGCCAGCUGGUCCCGGACUUGGCUAAACUAGUUCCUCGCGCGGCGCGAGGCGAGCGCUCGGAAUGCCAAGGAUAUGAUUACUCAGGUGAGUCUUCGAUCGAGCGACGAAUAGCUAUAUGAUAACAACGGGACGUGAGGCGCCCAUGACGAUCGGACGACGAGGGCUAACGAUUGGCAGGAUAAUUUUGAUUGUAGAUCAAUCGAAUUCUCGUUAGGGAUCGAGUUCUUGUGGGAUAUCGAAAAAAUCUGUAAUGCCAUAGAUUGAUUCGCCUAACUACUAUCCGCCUCUUGAAAUUGCCAAUACCUUCAUUCAUCGGAAAAGGUGUCAAGCUGAGUCUUCGGCUUCAACGUCAGCAUUAUGCGGUUUAUUCUGAUUCUUGCGACUCUUAUUCUAGAGGUUCAACUAUAUUUUACAGGGAGUCAUGCAAAGCAAAAUUCAAAUGGAAACAGCGUCGUGACGGUUGAUGAGAAAGGUUUCAGAGAGCAGGAUAUUCCAGGAAUGGUUAAAGAUGCCCAGGCGCAGAGAGGAGGCACUGCCACACUUCCUUGCAAAUUAAUUGAUAACGGCGCUGGCAUUGUUACGUGGGUACGACGUAAGGACAGACAAUUGUUAACGGUCGGACAAAAUACUCACUCAGUGGACAAGCGUUUCAUGGUCAAGCACGUGAACAACGAAUGGUCUCUUCUGAUUCAAAAAGUCACCUGCGAAGACGCGGGCCUCUACGAGUGCCAGGUGGCAUCGCACCCGGUCCAGCAGUACUUCGUGCGGCUGAGCGUGACCGAGGCCUACUCGGUGAUACCUGGAGCCCCGGAUCUUCACGUUAAGCAGGGAUCAAAUUUGCGCCUCGAGUGCCAGCUGAUGUCGGCUACGGAGGCGCCGCUCUACGUGUUCUGGUAUCGCAACGCACGCAUGAUUAAUUACGACUCCGAGCCUGGCGUCAGGGUCGAGCUGACCAAGGCCGGCUCGGUACUCGAGGUCGAGAAGACGCAGCUCAGUCACGGGGGCAAUUACACGUGCGCACCCAGCAAUGCCAAGGAGGCCUACGUCAUGGUGCACGUGCUCGAAGAGGAGGAGAAGCCCGCGGCGAUGCACGGGGGCGACCGACGGAACCUGAGUCCGGCAAUUUUGGCGAGCAACUUUCUCGUCUCUCUGCUGGCGGCCGUCAGCUGGAGGAUACCCAGCUUCACGAGCCUCUAUCCCACGUGAGCGGCUCGUCUGCGACCUUCGACUUGCGGCCCUCGACUUUUCGCCGCAGUUCUUCAUGCCAAGAUGGCUCCAGCCGUCGUCGGCGACAGCACCGCAGCAGCAGCAGCGCCAGCAGCUUAUGAGUAUUCUCCCGAAGCGAUAUAGGAUCUUUCCGAAGCCCGUAUUCGCUACUGCUGUGAUGAGAAAUAAAGCAUAAAAAAGUAAAAAAGAACACUGCGAGUGAAGGUUUGUCGUGGAGCUGCCGCAUAUAUUGGUUAUCUGUGUAUCUCGGUUUCACCUCGACGCCGCGUCCGCGCUUCAGUAGGCGCACACGUGCGGAGAAUUCAGGAAGUGAAAUUGUUCGCGGAACCGACGCGUGUACAUAUAUAUACGUCGACACGCGCGCGCGUUGUUUCUUCAUUUUCUCGCACUCUUGCGGGCUAUACCGAAAGCUCGAGGGUCGAAAUCACGAGUUUUCAGCAGAAUGAAUAUUCUAAAGGUACUAUCCUCGAAUGAAGUAUAAGGGUUAUACGGUUUUUUAUAUAUGUCCAUGCUUACUUUCUUCGGUCGUGUAUAGUCUGUUUUGUCGAUACUUUUUAUUUCCGAGUAAUGAACACAUUAGAGCGUUAGGGGCGAUAUGAUCAGAUUUCUCGGUUCAAGUUAAAAGUAUGUCGUUGUGUUGGUAUGUCUCGUGUAGAUUAAGAAGAUUAUGGUAUAGUCCUGGCAUUCGUUGCAUUCAAGCAAGUAUUCGAGGUAGAAAUGAUAUUUUCUAUAUAUUGUACAUAUGUUGAUAAUUUUAAUGAAUGUGACUGUGAAUACGUAAUUUUUUUAAUGGACGUCAAGACAUAUAUAUAUAUACAUACAUAUAUCUUAACUGUCAAAUCUAUCGAUAUGUAUUAACUCCAUGACUAUUGAAAAUGCUUUGAUUGUAAUCUUGUACCGACUAAACGUUUUGUUUGACGAGGAUAGCGUAUCGAACACUCGAGAGGACGUUUUUCAUUCGUCAUCGAUUUAUUCCAUUUCUGUUCUUUUAUUGAUCAUUCAAUCACAAUUCACACUUAUUUGACAGUUUCGCGAUUGGCAAAUAUGCAUCUGUUCUCUCGACUGAUUAUACUGAAUUCACAAUAUGUCGCUUGUACAUUUAAAAUUCCGUGAUAAGCAUCAUAUAAUUAAUCACGUUAAUAAAUAUCUGAAGCAUACGCUAUAAAGGAAAAAGAAGAACACGAUCGUUUGCCAUCAUUAUUUGAACUACUCACAUCAUACGUCAUUAAAAAUUGAUUUGUGAAAUAUUGGAAAUUUGUAUUCACAUAUAUUUGUGAUUUCAAAUAAUUAUAUUUAUUAGCUCAUUUCUUUACAAGUGGUAUUAAAUUUCAUGACUGAUCGUUGAAAUUGAGAUUAAUCCGAAUAGGCAAUGUGUCGCAUUUUAACUACUUUUCAAAUCAGUGUGCGAGUUAAAUGAAAUAAAAUAUUCUUUAUCAUACAUCUAUAUACGAGAUUGAAACAGAUGAAUUUUUAAAAUAUUUAUGCAAGUGCCAAAUAUAAAUGUCUCGUAUCAUUUAAAGUUAAAUACGCAUAACAGACAAAAUUGAACGUCGAAAUGCAUCUGACAAGCUGUUACAACUGAAUUAAUGUUUUAAUCUUUAGUAUAUGGUAAGAAGCUAUAACACAGUUAUGAAACUUUUCAGUUUUAUUGACCGCGCAGAGUUAUGAAAUGUUCACUCCCUUUAAAUUUUAAAUUUGACUCGUCAGAAGAAAUUUUUUAAAAAUUCAUCUUGAAAAUGUUUCAGUAAAAUCUGAUGCUUGAAAAAUUGCAAGUUUCUCAUUCCACAAAUCGUACGUAAAAUUGAAAAUUAUAUAAACGAUAUUAUUUAUUCCAAUAAAAAUCCAUCAAAAGUAUAGAACGUAUGUACAGUAAUUUCUUUUUAUCGUGCAAUCAUCAGACUACUGGACUCGCCGCAUUUGCGAUCGGACGAAAAGGCUGAAAUAGAUGAGAGCAAGCAAAAAACUCAGCAGCUACAAGCGACCUAGCUCAAACUUGUGAAUACUAGCUACGUUAAAGCUCUUUUGAAAAACUCGAUUUUUUCUCGAUCAUGGUCAGUGACGCGACCGCGUGUGCGUCCAGUUUCAGCGUGAAACAAUUUUCUCUUUCUCUCUCCCAAUUAAAAGCAUAUAGUGGCGAUACUGGCUAAAUUUGAUCGCCAAAGUAAUUAGACGCGGUUGAGCCUGGUAUGCACCGUUGUCGCAAAGUGCUUUUUCAUAAAAUUUACCGCAACUCGUUUUUGAUAUGCGACGGGGUAUCGUGAUUGGGACGAUAGUUGCUUGGAGGUUAAGUUUUUCUUUGGAUCUAAAUUAUUUUGCGAUAUAAUUUGAGUAUUUUUAAUUAAUCAGAAGACAUAUGUCUGUUAAAGAUACUUUGGGAUAAAACUAAACGUAAACUCAAAUGCAUACUUAUGUUUGAUGUAAUUGAUGGCUGAUUUUAUCGAUUGCUUAUAUUGUAAUAAUUUGUUCAAGUGAGUACAGUAUAUCAACACACUGUAGGUUAAAAAACCUUCUUUACUCACUUAAUGAAUAUGAUUCAAAGAUAUCGAUAGAAUUCAUUCGUGAAUAUUAUUAGGAUAUAAAUUUAUCGGUGAGUAAUACAUUUUUCUUUAUAAAGUAAAGGAGAAGACAGAGAAAAUAUACAAAAGUGACAAUUAAUCGGUGUUUAAUUCACUUUAAGGUAUAUACCUCAAUUAAUGAUAACAUUAAUGAUAACAGAAAAUAAUAACGGCAAAGAGUGUAUUAUUGUUUCUGUGUAAAUAUGAAAGCUAAAUGAAUCGAUAAAGUAAGGGUAUAUAUGUGUUAUAAAUAAGCAUAUGGUCACAAGCACAGAGAGAAUUUGGUAUUACAUUACAUGGCAUCCUGCAUAAUGAGAAUAAUAUUUGAUAAUAUAAUUUUAUUUAUUACAAAAUAGUGUUUUACUAUUAAUGUAGAACUGAUAAAUCAACAGCUAUUUUAUUUUAAUGCCUUACUUUUAGUUUAGUUAAUACUUAAUAUCAUUUCAGUUAGAUUAUAAAAUAAUAUAAUACUGAUGAUUAUAAGCAUACUAAAGCAUCAAUAUCUUGUAUGCAUUUAUUAAAAGUUUUUAAUAUUAUAUUUUAAAUUGAAAGAUACAUCGUAAUGACUAUUCAAAUUUGUCUUACUAAAAUACUACUUUCUCUUUGCAAAUGUCAAACACAAAAUGUAUGCCACAUCGCUUAUUUAAUGCCGAGAAUGCACUAAAAAGAAAAGCCAAAAUUAUAUAAGGAAAAUCAUCUUUUAAAAAUAUCGACUUCAUUAAAAUGUACAAUAAACAAUUAUUUUAACGCCAUUGUAAUCAUCCUAAACUGUACAUUGUUUUUAUUAUCACGUGAUAUGAUGUAGGUACUAUUAAUGAUUCUAUUUCUAUGUAGCGUUUGUGAAAAAUUAACAAAAAAAUUAACAUUGUGAAAUACGAUGAAGAACGUGAAGUUUGAAGCUACAAAUAUACGUAUUUAAGUGAAUUCACCAUGCGUCGAAAGACUUCAUAAUUGAUUACAGGAAGUUAAGGAAAAAAUAUUCAAUAAAUGGUACUAACAUAAAAAAAUGUGAA